UAUUGUGUAUGUGUGUUGUGUGUAGUUUAACCUAACUUGAUCUUAAAUUUCAAACUCAUAAGUGUAAUCACGCAAACAACAGACUUUCAGUGCGAGUGCUUUGCGAACUUUUUAUUAUUACUAAAUAUUAAGAAAUUAGUAAUUAUUAGGAAAUCGUUAUUGUGAACAAUAAUUAUAAAGAAGCUGUAGGUUCCAUGGCAUUUCCACUAAAUGAUCAGGUCUACACAAAGUCCUUUACUCCAAGAGAGUACCAGGUAGAGCUUCUUUACGCAGCAAAACAAGAAAAUAUAAUUGUAUGUUUGGGAAAAAAUUCUGAGCAAACUUUUCUUGCUAUAAAAUUAAUUCAAGAGUUUGCUACCAAUAAUAGAAGAUUGAUAAGUGAUGGUGGAAAACGAGCAAUAUAUAUAUUAAAUGAUGAAGAAAAGUGUACAAUAAUAGGAACUUAUAUAAAACAAUUAACAGAUUUGAAAGUAUUAGCAUGUGAUUGUGGUGUAGAUAAGGAAUUUGCUGACAAUUUUGAAAGUUUUCAUGUGUUAGUCGGAACACCAAAAGUUUACGCACAAUUAAUAUCAGAAAACAAAAUUUUACCGUUUCACAUAAGUCUAGUCAUAGUGGAUGAGUGCCAUAAGUCUAUUGAAGACAGCAAUUUAAAGUUUGUUCUUCGAACUUUUUUAUUGUGCAACAAUGUUCCUAGAAUAAUUGGAUUAGCGGUACCAGUGUUUAAUUUGACAGAAGAGCCUGGAAGAUUGGGCCUAGAAGUAGAAAAAGUAGAGGCUGCCUUUCAGUGUAGAGUAGAAACGACUAAUGAUAUUCUUUCAAUAAUACGUUAUAGUCCAAAACCAAGAGAGUACGUUGUGGAAUAUGCUAGGGAAGAAAAGGAAGAUUUACGCAGUAAACUUGAAAAUUGCGUGCUACAUGCCAUUGAGUUUUUACGCGAUCAUCGAUAUGAUCCAAUGGAGAUUUACACCGAGGAAUUUUAUGAGGAUAUUCAGAAAAUUCCUGAUCCCAUACAAAAGCCCUUCGAGAUGAUGCAGGAUUUUUUGCAUAUAUUAGAAACUCUAGGACCAUGGUGUGCAGAUCGCGCUGCUUUAGCAUUAUUAAUUUUAACAGAAAAAUUGAAAAUCAAAACUCCUUAUGAGAGGCAUUAUCUUUUAUUAAAUAUGAUGACAUCUGUUUUUAUAAAAAUUCGUGCUCUUUGUGAUAAUGAAUUUCAACACUUAUCGGAGAAAGAAAGGAUAUAUCAAUAUAGCACUCCAAAAGUUCAUCGACUAUUACAAAUUUUAAAAACUUAUACUCCUUUUUAUAUGAAAGAAACUAAGAGUCCAGAGAAAAAGACAAAUACUGAGAUUAAUUCUAAAAAUUGUAUUACAAAAAGUGACAAAGACAUUUCUUUCCCGAGAAAUCAAGAAAAACAAGCACCAUUAAAAAGAUUCGGAAAUAAUUGGAAAUCUAACGAUGACAAUUACAAAAAGACAUCCAAGUCACAACGUUACUUAUGCAGUAGUGCGGAUCCUGAUUUACUUUGUGGAGUAAUUUUUGUGGACAAAGGGUUCACAGCUAAAGUUUUGUUUUAUUUAUUAAGUGAAAUAAGUAAGCAUGACGAAGAUUUGCAUUUUUUAUCACCUCUUUAUACAAUUGAAAGAAAUACUGACGAGGUUGGUUAUUCGAGGGAUUUAGAAAUGGAACAUAGGAAACAGGAAGAAGUUUUAAAGCGAUUUAGAAUUCAUGAAUGUAAUUUAUUGAUUGCAACUUCAAUUUUGGAAGAAGGCAUUGACAUUCCAAAAUGUAAUUUUGUGAUGAGGUACGACUUUCCGAAGAAUUAUCAGUCGUACAUACAGUGCAAGAGUAGGGCAAGAGCGAUGGAUGCUUUGCAUGUAUUAUUGGUACCACAAAAAGCAUCUAAAGAAUUUAUAUGGCAGUUAGCUCAAUAUCAAUAUAUAGAAAAGACUUUAUUAUUAAAAUGUUCUAAUAAAGAACUAACUGAGGAGGAAGAGAAUGAAGCAGACAUGUACGCUGCGAUGAUACCACAUUACAAACCACUUGAUGGCGAUGAUGCCCCCAAAGUGACUUUUAAUUCUGCUAUUUCAUUGGUUAAUAGGUAUUGUGCAAAAUUACCUAGCGAUACUUUCACGAGAUUAACACCAGAGUGGUCGAUUGAAGCCGUUGAUAUUCACAAUACGCAGAUGUAUACCUGUUCUUUACGGCUUCCCAUAAACUCACCACUGAAAUAUGUAGUUACGUCUUACCCAAUGCCGAAUAGAGCGAUGGCGAGACGUAUGGCUGCCUUGCAAAUGUGCAUCGACCUACAUCGCGAAAACGAGAUAGAUGAUAAUUUGUUGCCUAUCGGAAAGGAGAACUUUAAAGCCAAGCCUGAAGAUGUUGAAGUACCUGCUUCACCAGAUGAAAGUAGAGCUGACUUUUCAGAAGCUAGACCUGGAACGACAAAACGCAGACAAUACUAUUAUAAGAAGACAGCUGAAGCAUUAACGGAUUGUAGGCCAAUAAUUGGAAUACCAUCUUAUUUAUAUCACAUUAAUAUGGUAUUAAGUUGUCCACUGCCUGAGGAACAAAAUACACGAGGCAGACGCAUUUACCCACCUGAAGAAUCGGCUAUUGGAUUUGGCAUACUUACGUCGAAGGAAAUACCUAAGUUGUGUCCAUUUCCUAUUUAUACUAGGUCGGGUGAGGUUCAUGUGCAAUUAAAACUUAGUAAGCAGACUGUAAUUUUGGACGAGGUUCAGAUAGAAAGAGUUGAUACUUUUCUUAAUUAUACCUUCACAAACGUCUUGAGAUUACAAAAGUAUCUGAUGCUCUUCGAUCCAAACACUUCAGAGAAUUCAUACAUAAUUGUGCCAGUAAAAAUAUUUACAACAGAAGAAGGGUCAGAUGUUAGUGUGGACUGGGAUUUUCUGGAAUGCAUUUAUCAGAAUCAAAAUGCGGUGCCAACCAAAGUUCCAGAAGAAGAUAGGAAAAAUUUCAACUUUGAUCCAUCCAAAUAUUAUGACGCUGUAAUCAUGCCAUGGUACAGGAGUCAAGACCAACCACAGUACUUUUAUGUAGCGGAAAUCUGCACGAACCUAAAUCCGAAGUCUUCUUUUCCCGGACACGACUAUAGCACUUUCGAAGAAUAUUAUUUGAAGAAAUACGGUAUACAAAUACAGAAUCUAGAGCAGUCGUUGUUAGAUGUGGAUCACACAUCGGCUAGAUUAAAUUUUUUAACUCCUAGAUAUGUUAAUCGCAAAGGCGUCGCGUUGCCUACGAGUAGUGAGGAAACCAAACGCGCAAAGAGAGAAAAUUUAGAGCAAAAGCAGAUUCUCGUUGCUGAAUUAUGUGCUAUUCAUCCUUUCCCAGCGUCUUUAUGGAGACAAGCGGUCUGCUUACCGUGCAUACUGUAUAGAAUUAAUGCUCUGUUACUUGCUAAUCAAAUACGAUGUCAAGUUGCACAAAUGAUAAACUUGGGGCAAGAGAAUUUGAGAUCAGAUUUUGAAUGGCCAGCGCUAGAUUUUGGAUGGAGCUUGGCGGAAGUGUUGAAAAAAUCGAAGGAAACGGAAAAGACAAAGCAGACCAAAAAUGACAACGCACAAAGCAACUCAUCGACCAACAACGCGAACAAUGUAGAUUCCAAUAAAUGCCAAAACACUGAUCAAGAUGCAAAUAAUAUGCAAAUUGCAUUGUGCAAUGAGACUGAGAAGCUAAUAGAGCAGGAAUCCGACAAUACAACGACUGAUCAAGCGGAAGAAGAGAUUGCCGACGAUCAAAAAGAUGAUGAGUUGGAAAUCGGCACAUGGUCGAACGAUAUGGCGUGGUCGAGUGACAUGACAAUUAAAUCUAUAGAUUAUGAUGACGAUAAUCUGAAAUCAUUCCCCCUAAAUGUGACGGUUUUGCCGCAAGAUUUCGGUUGGAAUGAUAUACGAUAUGGCUCGCCAACAUGUGAAUCUGAUUUCGACGGUUACGAAUCGGAUGAUAUGUACAGCGAUGGUUUUGCCGAUACGUCCGACGAAAGCGAGGACGAAAGCAGAGGCCUAAAGAUUUCUUACAUGGGGGAGAAUAUCGCCGAAGCUGUGGAGGAUGAAAAACAAAUAUGUAAGCAGGAGAUCAACAAGAAGAUCUUGGACCUUUUAGAGACAGAGAAGAAUUUUGACAAUAAUUUCUGGUUGUACACGGAAAAGGAUGAGGAAUUGUUACUCGCGAAACAUAAGGACGCUCAUUACGAGUUCGCCAAGAAGAAGGAAUGCGACAUAAUGAACGACGGUACCUUCAUAUCUUGUAAUUCUGAAAUUACGAUUAAGAGGAAGAACUCGUUGAGUUGCCAAACCGACAGAAAGCAACCGAAUUAUACACAUAAGGAUUAUAUCGAAACUGUUGUAAAGAAAUUUACGGAUGAAGUAUUGAAUAAGAAACUCGCGGAAUCUACUCAAGUAGUAAAGAAAGAGAUUAACAAGCUAGAGGAAGUAAAUUAUUUAGAUAGCGGUCUUUUCAGCUUCGAUUAUCAACCAGAAUUGAAAAAUCAUUCGGGGCCAAGUCCGAGUUUAAUUCUGCAGGCUUUAACAAUGUCUAAUGCGAACGACGGCAUUAAUCUAGAGCGAUUGGAGACGAUCGGCGAUUCAUUUCUUAAGUAUGCUAUAACUACAUAUUUGUAUUGCACAUAUGACAAUAUCCACGAAGGGAAACUUAGCCAUUUAAGAUCGAAACAGGUUAGCAAUUUAAAUCUUUAUAGACUUGGGAGGCAGAAAAUGCUUGGCGAGAGUAUGAUAGCGACCAAGUUUGAGCCGCAUGAUAACUGGCUGCCCCCUUGUUAUUACGUACCUAAAGAGCUGGAGCAAGCACUGAUCGAAUCUGGCGUUCCUUCCGCUCUGUGGAAUCAAGCUGAUAUCCCCACCUUGCAAGCUGUAAAUCCCACCGAAAUAACUCAACUUGUGAAAGAGACUGAGGAGAAGCUUGUGAUUAUGAAAAGCGAAUUGGAUAAAAACGAAAGCAGGCUGUCGAACAACUUGGAUAAUCUGCGAUGCUUCAUACCUUAUAAUUUAAUUACGCAGCAUAGUAUCCCGGAUAAAAGUAUCGCAGAUUGUGUCGAAGCUUUAAUAGGAGCGUACUUAAUUGCAUGCGGACCCCGCGGAGCGCUUCUAUUCAUGACUUGGUUGGGAAUUCAUGUUUUGCCCACUGAAGAAAUUUGCGCGAUACGGGAAGACGAGCCGGAAGAGAGAAUACCUGGUAGUACACCAUAUACGAAGGGAACUAAUAAGCAUGGUGAAACUACUUGGACGCAAAUUUGUUACGGGAAAUUGGAAGAACCGCAAAAUCCAUUACUCCGAUACAUUCCCGAUCCAGAGAGUGAAUUGUAUAUGAUGCUCGACGGGUAUGAAGAACUGGAAAAAAGUAUAGGAUAUAAAUUUCAUGACAGUAGUUAUUUAUUGCAAGCAUUCACGCACGCAUCCUAUCAACCAAACAGAUUAACGGAUUGUUAUCAACGUUUGGAAUUUCUUGGUGAUGCUGUGUUAGAUUAUUUAAUAACUAGACAUUUAUACGAGGAUUCCCGACAACAUUCGCCGGGUGCUCUAACAGAUUUAAGAUCUGCUUUAGUCAAUAACACGAUAUUCGCUUCUUUAGCUGUGAGAUGCGGAUUUCAUAAAUAUUUCCGUCAUCUUUCUCCUGGACUGAGCGUAGUGAUAAAUCGCUUUGUUAGAAUGCAGGAAGAAAAUGGACAUUCCAUUAGUGAGGAGUACUAUUUGAUUGGCGAAGAAGAAUGCGAAGAAGCCGAAGAUGUAGAAGUACCGAAGGCAUUGGGUGAUGUUUUCGAAUCAUUAGCUGGUGCUAUCUACUUGGACAGUGGAAUGUCUCUUGAUGCAGUGUGGAGCGUUUAUUAUACAAUAAUGAAAUCAGAGAUUGAACAAUUUAGCACAAAUGUUCCCAAGUCCCCAAUACGUGAACUACUGGAAUUGGAACCGGAAACGGCAAAGUUUGGAAGGCCCGAGAAAUUGGCCGACGGCCGUAGAGUUCGAGUAACUGUAGACGUGUUCGGGAAGGGGUCCUUUAAAGGAAUCGGACGAAAUUACAGAAUCGCAAAGUGUACGGCAGCUAAGUGCGCUUUAAAGAAGUUAAAAAGCAAAAUACAGACCUAUCCGAGACAGAAGCUGUGACAAAGUUUGUAAUUAAUAAAAAAA
Molecule: messenger RNA, 6161 nt
Organism: Linepithema humile (Argentine ant)
Lineage: Eukaryota; Metazoa; Arthropoda; Insecta; Hymenoptera; Formicidae
Gene: Dcr-1
Product: Endoribonuclease Dcr-1
Biological process (GO): apoptotic DNA fragmentation; pre-miRNA processing; siRNA processing
Cellular component (GO): nucleus; RISC complex; cytoplasm
Molecular function (GO): RNA binding; deoxyribonuclease I activity; protein binding
Source: RefSeq, a predicted model, not a curated record